Daucus carota subsp. sativus is the source of this 2596-nucleotide messenger RNA. RefSeq names its product G-type lectin S-receptor-like serine/threonine-protein kinase At4g27290. The transcript is spliced from 7 exons. The record is from RefSeq and is a predicted model, not a curated record. Gene Ontology annotation, molecular function: ATP binding; protein serine/threonine kinase activity. Gene Ontology annotation, biological process: protein phosphorylation; recognition of pollen. Bases 42 to 2495 code for a protein of 817 amino acids. NCBI's taxonomy places the organism in Eukaryota, Viridiplantae, Streptophyta, Magnoliopsida, Apiales, Apiaceae.
AUGUACAUACAUUGUGCAGCAACUCAGGCCUGAGCAAUACAAUGGAUGUUACUAGCAUCAUUUUGCUCUUCUGCUCCACUUUAUUAACAACCUUCAUGUACUCUGUAGCAGUAGACACCAUUAGAGUGAAUCAAACCAUUAGAGAUGGUGAGACCAUCAUAUCAGCCGGUGGGGAUUUUGAGCUAGGAUUUUUCAGCCCUGGUAGUUCUACGAAUCGAUAUCUGGGUAUCUGGUACAAGAGUAUAUCCAACGGGACUGUUGUAUGGGUUGCUAACAGGGAUACUCCUAUUAGUAAUUCUGCAGGUGUUUUAAUGGUCAAUGACAAGGGAAUUAUUUUGCAGACAGAUGACAGGAUCAUAUGGUCAUCGAAUAUCACCAUAUCGCUGAAGAAUCCUGUUGCAAGACUAUUGGAUUCUGGGAAUUUGGUUGUAAGGGAGGAUGAUAAUGAUAUCAACAAUGCAGAAAAUUUUAUUUGGCAGAGUUUUGAUCAUGCGGUAGAUACUAUGCUUCCUACCAUGAAGGUUGGACUAAACUUGGUAACGGGCUUAGAGAGUUACGUUACAUCAUGGAAAAGUGUUGAUGAUCCAUCCAGGGGAAGUUUUAGUAACCGUAUUAAUCCUAAUGGUUUUCCACAGUAUUUCAUAUCGAAAGGUUCAGCAAAAUGGUUUAGGACUGGACCAUGGGUUGGUAACCAGUACAGUGGGUAUCCGAAGAGUAAUCCAAAUGGCAUAUAUAAAGACAGAUUUGUUUUCAAUAAGAAGCAAAUUUAUUAUGAGUUUGAUCUUGUCAAUAAUACUUCUGCUGUUAUAAGGUUCAAAUUGACACCAAAUGGAGAAAUCAAGCUUCUUGUAUGGAAUUAUGAAAAUCAAAUCUGGAAGGCAUAUAUUACCUUGACAGUCACUGACUGUGAUCUUUAUGGACUUUGUGGGGCUUAUGGUAUUUGUAACAUUAACAGCUCCCCCAGAUGUGAAUGUAUGAAGGGAUUUAUUCCCAAAUAUCCAGAGAAGUGGAAGGCAGUCGAUUGGUCUAGUGGAUGUGUUCGUAAAACAAGACUAGACUGUGAAACUGAAGCAGACUUUAUAAAAUAUUCUGGUGUAAAGUUGCCAGAUACACAGCACUCGCUAUAUGACAUGAGAAUAAAUCUUGAAGAAUGUCGCAGGCUUUGUCUAAAGAACUGCUCUUGUACAGCUUAUGCGAACGCAGAUGUUAGAAGUGGUGGAAGUGGAUGCAUUUUAUGGUUUGAUGAUCUAACUGAUAUUAAAGGAUACACAGAAUAUGGACAAGAUAUAUAUGUCAAGAUGCCAGAAUCUGAAUUAGUGAAUAACCGGAGAUCCAUACCAAAAAGGCUUAUAGUGAUCAUAUUAAGUGCCACAGUACUUGUUCUAAUAUCCUUAUAUAUAGUAAGGAAGAGAAAGCAGAGGGAAGAAGAGAACUUGAAAUUCAGUUCAGAAGGCGUUGCCUUGAAAAAUAUUGAGAGCGAAGAGUGGGAGUUGCCACAAGUGGACUUUAAAAGAAUUGUAAAAGCCACAGAUAACUUCUCCCAGGACAACAAGCUUGGAGAGGGCGGCUAUGGACCUGUCUACAAGGGCAUCUUAAUUGAUGGACAGGAGAUAGCCGUGAAAAGGCUUUCAAAGAAUUCUGGUCAAGGACUAGAUGAGUUCAUUACUGAAAUUUCUUGUAUUGCAAAGCUUCAGCACAGAAAUCUUGUGACGCUUCUUGGUUGCUGCACUGAGAAAGGAGAAAGAAUUUUGAUCUACGAAUAUAUGGCCAAUAAAAGUUUAGAUUCGUUCAUUUUCGAUGAAGAAAUAAGAAAAUCGAUCAAUUGGCCAGAACGAUACAACAUAAUAAUUGGCAUUGCGAGGGGACUUCUGUAUCUUCAUCAAGAUUCAAAGCUAAGAAUUAUUCAUAGAGAUCUAAAGGCCAGUAACAUUUUACUUGAUCACGAAAUGAAUCCAAAGAUUUCAGACUUUGGCAUGGCAAGAUGUUUUAAAGGAGGUCAAAUGGAAGCAAAUACAUCAAGAAUUGUUGGCACUUAUGGUUAUAUGUCCCCUGAAUAUGCUAUUGACGGACAAAUUUCUGUCAAAUCCGAUGUAUACAGCUUUGGUGUUUUACUCAUAGAGAUGGUGAGCGGAAAGAAAAACAGAUUAUUCAGUCAUCCUCAUCACAACUUAAAUCUAGUCGGGCAUGCAUGGAAGAGUUACAACGAGGACAUGCUUCUAGAUAUAAUCGACGAGGUGAUCUUGGACUCGAGUGACCAGAUGGAAGUGUUUCGAGUUAUCCAAAUUGGACUGCUGUGUGUUCAAGAAGAUCCAGUAGACAGGCCAGUUAUGUCCCAAGUGGUUCUGAUGUUGAGCAGUAAUAUGAUUCUGCAGCAUCCUAAGAAACCUGGUUUCUUCCUGGAAAGAAGAUUGCAGGACACAGAUAAAUUAUUGAGGAAACCUAAAUUUUCAUCAGGCAAUGAGCUAACUCUUAGCUCUGUCCUAGCUCGACAAUAGUGUAAUUCUUGAGAAUAUUGAUAACUACUAUUUUUUUUUUAAAAUUCUGCUAAACAAUGUAGUUUUAAUUUUAAUCCAAUCCAAUACUCAAGCCAGACUAU